ACGAGGUUGCAAACAUGGGAACUGACAGCGACGCAUUCCUCCACACACAUACACACACACGCACGGCCAGCCCGGACACAUCUGAGCACCGUAUAGUCACCGCUGACGUUUGAAGUAGAGGUAUUUAUGUGUGUUUAUAGUCGCGCACAGUGUGUGACCGUUGGUUCCCCCACACGCUCGUGACUUGUAAAAGCUCGUCAGGGCACUCAGCCCCUGAUUUCUCCGGCUCCUGGCUGUUGAGAUCCAUGGAAGUGGCCGGCAUCUACGAACGGGACUGCUUUGCUUUGCACCCGGGCAACACGUACGACGACGCGUACCGGCACCUGGCCGACGGCUCCAUGACGAAGUUGGGCAUCUCGGAGCACGAGAAGGCGAUCGACAUCAGCAUCUACGUGGACGCCCCUUUCCUCCAGCACUACCAGCAGCACCAGCCGCCCCUGAGCCACGAGCUCCUCUUCCCGGACUACUCGACCGAGGACGCCAAGGCGACGGCAGCCGCGGCGGCGGAGCGCGAGGGCCGCGCUGAGCGCGAGCACGAGCGCGCCGCGCACCGGCUCGACUACGCCGAGCUGAACGAGACGCGGCUGGACGCCGUGCUGGGCGCGGACUUCCUGGGCCGCUGCUGGCGGAGCGGCGACGAGGGGCGCAUGGACGGCGGCGCGUAUCUGCGCGCGGCGGCGGCUUACCAGGCGGCGGGCAGUGCAGUCGGCGGUAGCCUAGGCGACGUGUCCGCCGCGUCGUCCUCAUGCUCGAGCCCGCCGGGCACUCCGGGUCCCGCGCCCCAGACGAGCUCCUCCAAAGGCGGCAAGGCGACGCCCGCUCCCUCCGGCAAGGGCAAGAAGCGGCUGGACAAGGACAGCGACGAGUACCGGCUGCGGCGCGAGCGCAACAACCUGGCCGUGCGCAAGAGCCGCGACAAGGCCAAGAGGCGCAACAUGGAGACGCAGCACAAGGUGCUCGAGCUCGCCGCCGAGAACGACCGGCUGCAGAAGCGCGUGGAACAGCUGUCGCGCGAGCUCGCUACGCUGCGCAACCUGCUGUCCGCCACCGGACAGUGCUGACCCGGGCGUCACAGUGUCCACUUUGCUCUGAACUCUUGAGAACAGCUCGACCGUAGAGGGCAGUUUUCCAAAACGGACUCGUGAUGAACCAUUUGUUUGUUUGUUUUAUUUUUGGUUUUAUUUUUUUCACGAAUAAUAUUAAUAAUAAUGUUUACAAGCGCGAGACAGCAUGCGAAAAUGGACAACGGCGCGCGCACGGGAUUGCGCAACACUCUCCUCGUGCUUGGGGACUCUUUUUUAUGUCACUUUUUGGUGUCCUGUUUGUUGAUGUGUUUUUUGGUCUGUACAGUAUUUUUGUACGGGUGGGAUAAGAAAAAAUCUCUGUUAUUUAAAAUACCCUGUGUUUUUUUCCCCCAUAUCUGGGGCAGUGGCUGUCAAGGGAAGAGUUGUACUGCAGAGGUAUGAUGCAACUCAUUGUAACAGUAUUGGCAAUGCAAUGAAGUAGUCUGCUAAAGAGAAUAAGGGUACAAAUGUUCUAUUGCUAUAUAAUAUUUUAUUGGAUUAAAUGAUUUUUACACCUUUGAA
Colossoma macropomum (tambaqui) is the source of this 1586-nucleotide messenger RNA. RefSeq names its product CCAAT enhancer binding protein beta (gene cebpb). Gene Ontology annotation, molecular function: RNA polymerase II cis-regulatory region sequence-specific DNA binding; DNA-binding transcription factor activity, RNA polymerase II-specific. The coding region runs from base 246 to 1061 and encodes 271 amino acids. The record is from RefSeq and is a predicted model, not a curated record. Gene Ontology annotation, biological process: regulation of transcription by RNA polymerase II; DNA-templated transcription. NCBI's taxonomy places the organism in Eukaryota, Metazoa, Chordata, Actinopteri, Characiformes, Serrasalmidae. The transcript has a single exon.